Messenger RNA from Babesia bovis T2Bo, 1555 nucleotides. Its product is annotated as Pre-mRNA splicing factor family protein. Gene Ontology annotation, biological process: mRNA splicing, via spliceosome. NCBI's taxonomy places the organism in Eukaryota, Apicomplexa, Aconoidasida, Piroplasmida, Babesiidae. The transcript is spliced from 2 exons. Bases 9 to 1544 code for a protein of 511 amino acids. Gene Ontology annotation, cellular component: U2-type spliceosomal complex. The record is from RefSeq and is a predicted model, not a curated record.
UUUACACUAUGUAUGAUGAUGCGGAAGCGUCAUUGGUGAGAGAUAACAACCGCCAAUGGACGCUAAGCAAUCGCGUCGAGGCUGAGGGCCUCGAGUGGCUCUAUGCAGAUCCUUCUGCUAAUAAGAGCAAUGCUAACCAGUUGGAGGAAUAUCUAUUGGGUAAGAGCAUAGAAGGUGCGCGUGGAGAAAUUGGACGUGAGCAUGUUGACCAGACAGCUUGCGGAUCGCUUCUUUCCGAUGCUGCUGCUGUCGGCCCAGUUGAUCAGACAUUGAGUAAAUUUCGUGAAGAUCCAUUAUUCGUCAUAAAGAAGGUUGAACUACACCAAAAACAGGUUCUUAAGAAAUAUGAAAGUCUUGUUCGUGCUAAGACUGCGUUAGCAGAUGUCGUUUCUGAGCACAGUAAUAUAGGCGAAAAAAGUUGUGGCAACAGGAAGAGCCGUUCAACAAGGGGACACAGAGCAUCGAAUACGCUGGAAAGUCGUAGAGUUGAACAUGAUCGAUACCGGAGUUACAUAGAUGAUGAGCAUUCUAGUAGGAAGCGCUCAUCAAAUUAUCGCAAUAAAGAGGAGCGCAGUUCGACGCGCUACAGAUCUCGUUCCAGGGAUAGUUGUGUAAGUGUGGAGUCCUAUUACACGGAAUACAAGGACCGCAGUGGUCACCAUCGUCGAAAUAACAGGCUCCACAGAGAAAGAAGGAGUCAUGAUCGUGUGCAUUCUGUGUCAAACACAUCAGUUAAAGACCGGAGACGCGAUCGUGCGCGGAAUCGUCUAGCAGGCGGCGUAUCAUCUGGUAGUGACGAUAGUAGCGUAAUUGUAGAACGACGUUUGAAGGGCAAUCCACGUGAACGCAAUAGUCACUCAAGUAGAUGCCGUGGGAACCGCGGUGGUACAUCUUUCACGCGUCACGGCAGCAGAGAUUCAUCUCCAACUAGCCGUGAAUCCCAUUUCCGGAUGUAUGAUAAUGACAUUGAUUCCAGCCAAAAGAGAAUGGACAAAAGGGAUGCACCGAAUUUUGAAAAGUAUAGACCCACUUCUAGGAAGGAUUUGGUGCGUAGCGAUAUUAGAUCAAAUAGUUCUGGCGGCGCUGAGAAGGUUGAUACGAAGCUGCCUGCGGAGAGACAGGAACAUGAAGAGAUUAAAGUCUCUACUAAACCCAAGUUAGGUCCGCAGGUCCCUCGAAAAGGUGACCCUCUCAAGUAUGCUUUUGGAGUGACUCAGGACAUAUUACCUCCACAGGCGAUCCAGGAUCGUGCUGCAAGGCGGAACCAUGAGAUGUUCGAACGCGAACGCAACAAACAGAAGCUCUAUGAGUCAAGCGAUCCAAACGACCGUUUGGAACAAAUGCAAUCACAUGGCGCAUCACAUCUUAAAGAGCGGUUGGAGCAGAUGGAGGCUCAUGAAAGUACAGUGAAAUAUAUGGAGAGGGAAGACCGCCACCAGCGGUAUGAUUACAUAUCAGCUGUGAAAAAACAUGCAUUUGAAUCCGCUAAGCUGUCGGAACAUGUACGUCAACGGGGUUCACGCACCCUCUUGGAGGAUGAUUGAACGUUUCGUUU